UUGGCAAAACUUUCAAAGCCAUACAAAGUGCUAAUGAGCCAACAACUCUUCCAGAUCAUGAUUUCCCUGUUGGCUCGAAACAGAAGCUCAUUCCUUCCGUUUAUCUCUUGAUUGAUCCAAAUAAUACAAAUGACACUCUUAGAAGCAGUCAACUGUCAAUAUAUAUCUGUUUACAAUAUGAAAUAGAAACAAGUGCUAUGACGCAUAUGAGUGAUCUACAGUCAUUAGUAAAUAACAGCCAUUUCGACAAUAGGCUAAAGGUUGAUAAUAAAAUUAGACCUAUCUGGGUUCUCACUGUAGAUGGGAGCCAAUCGGCAUACAAUCCUGUUGAAAGGAGCAUGGCACCACUUUCAAACAGACUUGCAGGUAUAGUUUUACCUGUGGACCAUUACGGUUUCCACCUUAACUCACAAGACCCUAUUUUUGGAAAGCCAGUUAUAACUGAGUAUGUUGAUAUAGAAAACAUUUCAUUUCCGAAUGUUGAGUUUCCAGGGUUGGAAAAUAAUAUUGAUAAUUAUAAUUGUAAUAACAUUACAUGUUGCUUGCCUAAACAAUGUAAUGAGGCUAGUGAUCUUCUUGCUACUAAUAAUGGCUUUCUUCCACCUCUUGUAAUGGGAAAAGACAGCCAUUAUGUUAACUCGAUUCAUCUAUUAGAGUACUAUGACAAGGGAAAAAUACCAGGUUAUGAUGAACAUUGUCCCUUCAUCACUAAAGACAAAUACACAAAACUCUCUUGUCCUGUGUGCAAAAAAUAUUUUUCAACAGCCUUGAUGGUUGUUACUCAUGAAAAAAACCAACAUCCACGUUUAGUUAAACAUGGAAGGCCAAAAAAAAAAUACAAUCAAAAUUGCAAUCACAAAAAAACAGAAAACUAA
Cetraspora pellucida is the source of this 875-nucleotide messenger RNA. The record is from the annotation of a GenBank genome assembly. NCBI's taxonomy places the organism in Eukaryota, Fungi, Glomeromycota, Glomeromycetes, Diversisporales, Gigasporaceae.